AUGAACGGCUCACGUGCCCGCCGCUACGACCGCGCCCUGGCGCUGAUCGUGCGCCACGGCUGGUGGGACCGCCUCCUCGCCCUCGUGCGCGCCCUCUCGCGCGACCGCGACGCCCCGCUGCUGGCGCAGUGCGCGGCCGCGCUGCGCAAGGCGGGGCAGUAUGGGGCGGCCAAGGAGGCCCUCCUCAAGCUGGACGACCAGGCGGGACUCGCUGACCUGGCGGUGGCGGCGGGGCGCUGGGAGGACGCCGCACUGCUGGCGGUGGCGCGCCCGGAGCUGGCGCCGCGGGUGCACCUGCCGCACGCGGCGUGGCUUGCGGCGCGGGACAGGUUUGAUGAUGCGCGCGCCGCGUACCGCAGCGGCGGCCGCCCCGACCUGGCGCAGCGGCUGCUGGAGGGGCUGGCGGAGGCGGCAGUGCGGCAGCGGCGAUUCGGGGAUGCGGCACACACCCACUACCGCCUGGCCAUGGACGCACUGCAGGACGUCACCCACCCGCCCCACGCGCUGUCCCCCGCCGACGCCGACGCCCUGUCGCGCUUCUCGAGGCACUACGACACGUCCGAGGUGUACGCGGCCUACGAGGUUGUGGCGGAGGCGGCGGCGCGGCCCUUCAGGACAUCGGGAGACACCACCCUUUUCGGGGCUGCCAGAUUUUUGGCGGCGCGCUUGCUGCCUCGCGAGGCGCCCCCGCCCGGCGUGAGCCUGGCCACAGCCUUGCUGGCCCUGGCCAAGGGGGCUGUCGGGUUUGGCGCCUUCAAGCUGGCGCGGUUCGCCUACGGCAAGCUGCAGGCGGAUGUGGACCUGCAGUCUGUGAUCAUCAGGGGCCGCCCCUUUGCCGAUGCAGAGGAGCUGGCGCCGGCCUGCCACCGCUGCGGCGCAACCAACCCAAUUGGUGACGCCUGUGUGGCUUGUGGCGCGUCCUUCCAGUACUCCCCCCUGACGUGGGAUGUGCUGCCACUGGUGGAGUUUGAGCUGGAGGGCGGCAUCAGCGAUGACGAGGCACAGGCGCUGGUGGGGGAGGGUGCUGGGGACGUGGCGGGCCCGGCUGGCAGCAGCAGCCCGGCCAUGGACCAGGGCGGCGAUGGCGGCGGGGCCGGGGGCGCUGCCAACGUGCUGACGCUGGACGAGCGCCCCGGUCCUGCGGGGCGCGGCGGCGGAGGCGGCGGUGCCGGUGGUGUUGGUGGUGGCGCGGGAUCAGAGCUGGAGGAGACCUGGGCAGUGCAGGCCAUGGUGCCGCGCGCCCCCAUCCGUCUCGACCGCGCCGCCCUGCGGCGCCUCCCUGCGGGCGAGGUCCUGGUGCGCCGCUGGCCGAGCCCCCACCUGCCAGCCCAGUGGUUCAGGCUGAUGGACCCUGACGCCGCCGUGGUGGUGGGGCCCUGCGGCCACUUUUUCGAGGCGGACGAAUUUGAGAUGGCGCUGCUGGAGAAGGGCCAUGCGCCGUUUUCACGGGAGCGGCCGCCGGUUGAGGAUGACACCGGCGGCCGCAGCGGCGGCGGCACGGCAGACAGUGUGCCAUUUGGGAAGCAGGGGGAAAGGCGAUGA
This is a messenger RNA of Monoraphidium neglectum, 1542 nucleotides long. RefSeq lists its product as hypothetical. The record is from RefSeq and is a predicted model, not a curated record. The transcript is spliced from 11 exons. The coding region runs from base 1 to 1542 and encodes 513 amino acids. Gene Ontology annotation, biological process: intraciliary retrograde transport; non-motile cilium assembly; protein localization to cilium. Gene Ontology annotation, cellular component: intraciliary transport particle A; non-motile cilium. NCBI's taxonomy places the organism in Eukaryota, Viridiplantae, Chlorophyta, Chlorophyceae, Sphaeropleales, Selenastraceae.